Humulus lupulus (European hop) is the source of this 573-nucleotide messenger RNA. RefSeq lists its product as uncharacterized. Bases 1 to 573 code for a protein of 190 amino acids. The transcript has 3 exons. The record is from RefSeq and is a predicted model, not a curated record. Lineage: Eukaryota; Viridiplantae; Streptophyta; Magnoliopsida; Rosales; Cannabaceae.
AUGGCUGUCUUCCAAUACUGCCAUUCUCAAUUGCCUUUGUCAGCUUGUCGUUUGUGGGAGCCCUGUCUUCUUCGAAGAGUUGGAGUUGAUAAAACUCUUUUCAUUAAAAAUGUUGAUUCUGACACUGUUAUUGCUCAAAUUUAUGCCGAUGAUAUUAUUUAUGGCUCCCCUUCUAACUCUCAAGUGCAUGAAUUUGUCAAGAGAAUGAAAGAUGAGUUUGAAAUGAGCAUGGUAGGUGAUGAGUUAAACUAUUUUUCUUGGUUUGCAAGUCAAACAGUCAGAAGAUGGAACCUUCAUAUUUCAAGGGAAUCCCAUGUGACAACAGUGAAGCGUAUCAUCCGCUAUGUGAAUUGUAUGCUUGAGUAUGGAAUUCGGUACUCAAAGGAAAUUGACUUUAACCUUGUUUGUUUUAGUGAUGAUGGUUGGGCAGACAAUGCAGAUGAGAUGAAAAGCAUAAGUGGUGGAUGCUUCUAUCUAGAGAAUAAUUUUGUUUCCUGGCAUAACAAGAAACAAAAGUCAAUCUCAUUGUCAACUGCCGAGGCUGAGUACAUGGAUGAAACAAAUAAUGGCUGA